Messenger RNA from Elephantulus edwardii (Cape elephant shrew), 627 nucleotides. Its product is annotated as keratin-associated protein 4-6-like. The record is from RefSeq and is a predicted model, not a curated record. NCBI's taxonomy places the organism in Eukaryota, Metazoa, Chordata, Mammalia, Macroscelidea, Macroscelididae. The transcript is spliced from 3 exons. The coding region runs from base 1 to 627 and encodes 208 amino acids. Gene Ontology annotation, cellular component: keratin filament.
AUGUGCAACUCCUGUUGUGGCUCCGUCUGCUCUGACCAGGGCUGUGGUCAAGGCCAGGAGACCUGCUGCCGCCCCAGCUGCUGCCCGACCACCUGCUGCAGGACCACCUGCUGCCGCCCCAACUGUUGUGUGUCCAGCUGCUGCCGCCCCUCCUGCUGUGUGUCCAGCUGCUGCCGCCCCAGCUGCUGUGUGUCCAGUUGCUGCCGCCCCUCCUGCUGUGUGUCCAGCUGCUGCCGCCCCAGCUGCUGUGUGUCCAGUUGCUGCAGGCCCCAGUGCUGUCAGUCUGUGUGCUGUCAGCCCACCUGCUGCCGCCCCAGCUGUUGCAUUUCUAGCUGCUGCCGCCCCUCUUGCUGCAGAUCUAGCUGUUGUGGUUCCAGCUGCUGCAGACCCACUUGCUGCAUCUCCAGCUGCUGCCGCCCCAGCUGUUGUGUGUCCAGCUGCUGCAGGCCCCAGUGCUGCCAGUCUGUGUGCUGCCAGCCCACCUGCUGCCGCCCUAGCUGCUGUGUGUCCAGCUGCUGCAGGCCCCACUGUUGUAUCUCCAGCUGUUGCCGCCCCACCUGCUGCCAGACCACAUGCUGCAGAACAACCUGCUGCCAUCCCAGCUGCUGUGGUGGUUCUUGCUGCUGA